This is a messenger RNA of Passer domesticus (house sparrow), 4878 nucleotides long. It is a transcript of the gene NIPAL1, whose product is annotated as NIPA like domain containing 1. Gene Ontology annotation, biological process: magnesium ion transport. The coding region runs from base 1290 to 2378 and encodes 362 amino acids. The record is from RefSeq and is a predicted model, not a curated record. Gene Ontology annotation, molecular function: magnesium ion transmembrane transporter activity. The transcript is spliced from 7 exons. NCBI's taxonomy places the organism in Eukaryota, Metazoa, Chordata, Aves, Passeriformes, Passeridae. Gene Ontology annotation, cellular component: membrane.
CCGCCCCGGCAUCACCCAGGUGUUUUCCGAGGAGCGUGUCCGGCGCUUCUCCCGCGGCCGCCUCGGGUUAAACAUCUUUUCGGCUUUGUUUUGUGCUUUUUGGUGAGUCUCCACUCCAGGUGUGCCAGGGAGGAAUUCCUUGCGGCUUCUCCAUACAUCCACUUUUGGCCCCAGGAGCUGCGCCUUGGCUAAGAGCUCACAUGUGACCACAGAGGCACAUCCUUUUCUACCAAGUCCCUAAGUGGCAUUUCUUCAGCUGGGAAAAGGGAGAAGAAAAAAAAGAAAAAAGGGGAGUGUAUUACUGAUUCUGUCACUCUUCAGGAUGAAUUGUUCAUGUGUUAGUUUUAUUUACCAUGUUUUCCCUGUAAUUAAAAUAUUUGUUGCAUCCCCUGUUUCCUAUGUAUCACAGUAGACUGAGCUUUUGUACUUCUGCAAAUUGUUUCAUAUUUUAACAUGUCUUCACAAUAAGCCUUCUUUUCAAAAAAGGCUAAGAGUUCCUAAGAGUUUUCCAGUCUAGAUUCUGUAAUCCACACUGGUUGCCUGAUGCACUCUACUGUGACAAACUGUGAAGUCAGCCUAGACUGCCGGAGCCCUGUUGCAGCUUUGCUGCCUGACCCCUGCUUCCCCAUGCAAAAAAAGCAGCUCCUUUUGUUCUUGGAAAUGCAGUACCUGUUCUUCCUUUAGAAACAAAUCUGGGCUGAUAACAAUGAUGUCAUUCCCACGGGCUGUCAUCAUAGUGGCACUGAUAGUGCUUGGCUGGCUGAGUGUGAAGCUUUGGUCUCUGCUCGGAUCACUCAGCUCUCCAGCAGUGUCACAGGGAUAGCUGGGGCAUCUGUCCCUGUGGCCUGUGAUCUACCUCCACCAGGGCUUAUUGAGGUUAGAUUAAAUUUGCUGGGAGGUGUAAUGAGGCCUUCACCUGAAAAUUUUGUGAUUGGUUAAAUAAGACUUGGCUCACACAGUAUUCACUGAACAGUUUUCAUACAAUGUCUUAGUGCCCAUAUGCAGUGAGAGUUUGUUCCCUGUUUGAUUUUCCUUCCUUUUUUUCCAUUUGUUUUUCCAAUCUCAGCCACCAAUGUAAAAACAGAAGCCUUGAAUAGCAGCAGGCUUACUUUAACAGACAAAGUCCAAAAUUGGAUUCGGCUAUGUGUUUGUGAUCUCUGCACAACAAAAAAGAGGCCCUUUAUCUUGAGGCUUCAGGUGCUGUGCUCUCUUUUUCUUGCCGUGACUCCUGCCAGGCAUGGUGCCAGAUCAUCAACGUGUCUGAGUCACGCUCUCCUCUCCUCACCUCUAUGGAAGGGACAGGCAAUGAAACAAACUGGAGCAUUUCCAUGCCUUCUGGAAGCAAAUACCACCUCUACAUUGGCUUAGCUUUGGCUGUAGGCUCCAGUAUCUUUAUUGGGUCCAGUUUCAUACUGAAGAAGAAAGGACUUUUGAAACUGGCAGACAGAGGAGUCACCCGAGCUGGACAAGGUGGAUAUUCUUAUUUGAAGGAAUGGCUUUGGUGGGCUGGACUGCUGUCAAUGGGAUUAGGAGAAGCCGCAAACUUUGCUGCCUAUGCCUUUGCACCUGCAACCUUGGUUACCCCCUUGGGUGCACUGAGUGUUCUCAUAAGUGCUAUAUUGUCAUCCUAUUUUUUAAAAGAGAAGCUGAAUAUUCAUGGAAAGCUGGGCUGUGUACUGAGCAUUUUGGGGUCAACAGUCAUGGUUAUUCAUGCUCCAGAGGAGGAGGAGGUCACCUCACUAGAUGAGAUGGAAAGAAAGCUGCAAGAUCCAGUGUUUGUUACAUUUGCUGUUCUCCUAACAGUCAUUGCCCUCGUCCUGAUCAUUGUUGUGGCUCCAAAGAGAGGUCAGACAAAUAUCCUGAUCUACAUUUUAAUUUGCUCACUCAUCGGUGCCUUCUCUGUCUCGUCUGUGAAAGGCCUGGGCAUUGCCAUUAAACAGAUGCUGCAGAGGAAGCCAGCCUAUCGCCAUCCCCUGGUUUACAUUUUGGUGGGCAUCUUGGUGCUCUCAGUCAGCACUCAGAUCAACUAUCUCAACAAAGCCCUGGACGUGUUCAACACAUCCCUUGUGACCCCCAUUUACUACGUGUGCUUCACCACGACAGUGGUGACGUGCUCCAUCAUCUUGUUCAAGGAGUGGAGUAGUAUGGAACCGGGUGAUAUCAUAGGAACCCUGAGUGGGUUCUGCAGCAUCAUCAUCGGCAUUUUCCUACUGCAUGCUUUCAAAAACACUGACAUCACCUGGAGUCAGCUUAUGUCCAGUGUUGCCAAAGAACCGUCACUGCCCCACCGUGAGUUUGAAACCAGUCACACUUUGCUGGAGAGCAUGGAAGAUCCAGCUUUGGCAUAUGAGGAGGACAACAUUUUGUUCAGUCAGUGAAACACUCAAGCAGUGUUCAUCAUCAAAGUAUCAUGAAUUGCAAACUCAGCCCACCCAUGUCUAUCAGAAAGCUCUACUUUUCUGCAGUUCUCUGGAAGUUUGUCUGUGAGGCCUGUUAAGUGUGGACCACUCCUCUCUAUGUCAGCUGUUGGCAGUAAUGAUUGAAAAUGUUCAGUAAUUAGCACGACAGCCAGAAACCUGGUGGUGAUUAUAUGUUAGGCAAUGAAAAACAUGGCCCUUUUUUUAUGUAUCAUCUCUUCUUGGGAAAUAUUAGCAAAAAAGAAUGGUCUUUGUAAGUCAUGUUUAAAAAAUGCAAUUUUCUUUUGAUGAUAAAAGACAAUCCUUGCUGAAGUGGCAGGUACUCUGCUAUUACCUUGGUGAUGGCCUUAAUAUUUCUGGCUUUCUUUAUAUUUUUAUAAUUUAUUGCCAAGUGAGUUUGUAGAUACUCUACAUGAAGGAUAUUCAUUGGAGAUGUAAUAUGAGGAAAACAGUGUUUAACCCUUUCCAUUUUUAAUAUAAAAUUUUAUGCAAGUUUUUUUCACUUUUGAUGACCUGCCAAUGAACAUUGAUUAGAUGUCACAAAAAAAAAUUUAGCAAAUACAAUUCUUGAUACAUCUCAGCUUUUCUACCCAAGGAAUCCUGAAUGGAUUGUGACUCUCUGAAUGUGCCUGUACUUUUUUAUUUCAAAACUAAGUCCUGGUUUAAGAAAAAGAAAAUUCAUUAGAGGCCUGAAAACAGUUGCUACUGGCAUAAAAAGAUACAUGACGUAAUAGAAUUUAGUAUUCAAAAGCAGGAGAAAACCAGAACAUGCAAUUAAACAUUUCCACUUUUUUUAUAUUAUUUUGAGGAUUAAGAAGGGGCUUUACUUAUUUCCAUACUUUUUCCUAAUAUAGCCAUCUAUUAAUUAGAACCCGCUUAAGCUUUUCAAAUUUUUUCCCUCAUUUUCUGGGAAGGUAUUGUUCUUUAUUACUAGUAAAGCAGUCCUGUUAAUUUUUAUUCUUAGUGCAAAAUUCAUUUUACAAUCCUUGCAAUACUAAAAAUACUAAGUAAAGGAUGGGCUGUAGGCAAGGGGUGAGAAACGUCAGAAUGUCUUUUUUUUAGUUUGAACUUUUCUAAAUAAUAAUAUUCGCCCCUAUUAGAUGUUUAACACUAUAUUAACCUACCAGAAGCCUUGAAGAUUGGUAACUGUACUGUAGUUCCUCAGUUGUGGUCACUGAUCUUCCUGUCACAAAAAAAGCUUGCACAGUCCAUGGUUUACUCAUUACAAUUCUCUUUGCUUUCCACUUUGUAAGUAAGUAACUUCAGCAAUCAGACGUGUGGUUGGUGACAAGCUCAUCAGAAAGCAGCAUUUCCAGUCUUUGAAUUUUUAAGUGUGAGUCCAGAAAGUUUGCCAGAGAUGCCAGCACUUCAGCAGUUAAAAAAACCCCUGGUUUUAAUCAGCUGAAAUUUAUAUGCCAAGCAGAACUUCCUCAUGAAGCAAGCUAUAUGUUUUCUAAUGUUAAAAGGUUUGGUAGAAGAGGGCGGUUUGGAUGGAUAGAAAAUUGUUCUGCCAAAGAAAGCUCAUCCUUUACAAAAGGGUUGCUGCUUAUAUUUCAUAUAUUUGUGUGGCGUCACUGUUACCCAGCAAAAGGGACAUUUUCACUAAAAACAUACUUGCCUUCAAAAUAUAAUGACAUUGUAUACAUUAUCAAUUUGGAUAAUUGAGAGAUGAAAUUCACAGCAAUUCUUUGCUGUUAAAAUACUUGUGUUAAAAAAGCUUCAGACAAGAAAAUCUACUAACAGGGUUUCAUUAAUUCUUAGUUAAUGUAGAGAAUACUUUGGUUUUAUUGACCAGAUUCAAGCUUCAAAAUCUUAAUAGUUAAAAAGAAGUAAUACAAACAAUAAAAAGACAAAAAAUGGAAGGGGUUUUGCAGUUUGUUCUUUAACAAAAACUUGAAUUGUUUUACACUCUGAAUUACACAAUUCAAAGAAUAACCGAAGAAAAUAUUGACUGUAAAAAAGAGAAAAAGAAAUGCUUUUGCAUAGUUUGCGGCCCCUUUAUUUGCUUAUAGAGUCAUCACUGUGGUGUGACCAAGAAAUAGCAACCAGUCCAGUUCUUGAAUGGAUGUGCAUUGGCAUUUUUUAAAGAUUUGUCAUAAUAUUUUCUUUGAGAAGGGUGUGGACUCCUUAUAUACCAACUGCUGGCAAUAAUUAGCUUAUACCAAGCAAAAUUCCUGUAUUUUCUACUGGACCUGUGUAUCUGCUAUUACACAUAAAUAGCAACUAAUAAUAAAAGAAUUUUAUUUUCUAACAAUAUCAAAAAAACAAAGUUAAUGAUUAUUUUCAUGGUGUACAAGAAGUCCAUCAUGUUAGAAAAAAAUUAGUGAUUAAUUUUUUGUAUAAAAAUAUUUGUUGUAAGAGAUGCUAUUUUUUUAAUGUUUAUAUUUAGUUACUAGUUUGGAAUAACUUUGAUUUUUGUAAUUGAAAUUAUGCUAAUAUUUCUCUUGUAAUAAAUUAUUCA